Nothoprocta perdicaria is the source of this 2034-nucleotide messenger RNA. It is a transcript of the gene UCK1, whose product is annotated as uridine-cytidine kinase 1. Lineage: Eukaryota; Metazoa; Chordata; Aves; Tinamiformes; Tinamidae. Gene Ontology annotation, cellular component: cytosol; cytoplasm. The coding region runs from base 1 to 828 and encodes 275 amino acids. Gene Ontology annotation, molecular function: kinase activity; ATP binding. The transcript has 7 exons. The record is from RefSeq and is a predicted model, not a curated record.
AUGGCCUCCGCGGGCGGCGCCGGCCCCAGCGAGCCCGAGCGGCCGCAUCCCAAACCCUUCCUCAUCGGCGUGAGCGGCGGCACCGCCAGCGGCAAGUCCACGGUGUGCGAGAAGAUCAUGGAGCUGCUGGGCCAGAACGAGGUGGACCACCGGCAGCGCAAGGUGCUCAUCCUCAGCCAGGACCGCUUCUACAAGGUGCUCACGGCCGAGCAGAAGGCCAAGGCGCUCAAGGGCCAGUACAACUUCGACCACCCGGAUGCUUUUGAUAACGAUUUGAUGCAUACAACCUUGAAAAAUAUUGUUGAGGGGAAAACAGUUGAGGUUCCAACCUACGACUUCGUGACCCAUUCUAGGCUGGAAGAGACGACCGUGGUUUAUCCAGCCGACGUCGUCCUGUUUGAGGGGAUCCUGGUCUUCUACAGCCAGGACAUUAGGGACAUGUUCCACCUCCGGCUCUUUGUGGACACGGAUUCGGACGUCAGGCUGUCCCGCAGAGUGCUGCGAGAUAUGAAACGUGGCAGGGACCUGGAGCAGAUCCUCACCCAGUACACGACGUUUGUCAAACCUGCCUUUGAGGAAUUCUGCUUACCGACAAAGAAGUAUGCAGAUGUGAUCAUCCCCCGCGGCGUGGACAACAUGGUUGCUAUAAACCUCAUCGUGCAGCACAUUCAGGACAUCCUGAACGGUGACAUCUGCAAGUGGCAGCGAGGGGCGGUCAACGGGCACGGCCGGAGCUACAAGCGCCCGUUCCCCGAGCAGGCCGAGAGCGGCGCGGUGCUGGCGGCCGGCAAGCGCUCGCACCUGGAGUCCAGCAGCCGGCCCCACUAACCCGCGGGAUUUGCCUCGGCUCCAGACCAGUGCCCAAAAAAACUUUGGGAAGGAAGAGCUACUAGCAAAAGAGGUUUGUGAAGUGCCCUUUAAAUGAUCGCAGCAGCAGAGGGGACACUGGUGUGAAACUUCUCGCAGCGAGGAGAGGAAGAAGGGACUGUUGCCCCUCUCCCUGCCGAAAACCUUCCCCUUUCCCCCUUGGAUAUCUCACUAUAUCGUUGCUAAGUGAAGCGGUUAGAGGCAGUUCUAACUUGCCUUUGGUUUUUAAUUUUCCAAGUGACAUCUAAUGCUGUGAACUCAGCCCCGAAGGUGAAGCGCUACCAGGUGUUUAACGAGAUAACCCAUUUCCCCAGUGCUGCUCUUCCUUAGCAGGAAACUUAGCACCUGCUUCUGUGUGUUUUCUGAAAGGAAAACAGUCUGUCUGUGUCCAAGAAAGACAAUCACAGACCCUCUGAAUUAAACAAGCAGGUAGAGUCAUUUGCAGCCCUGCUCUCUGGGCCCUCGCCCUGGCAUCGUGUUCCGGGGCAGCCUCCCGUGUCACCUGGAGCUGCUGUGGAGCAGGUGAGAACUCAUGAACACCACAAUAUAAGCAGCUCUUGCCCAAGCUAGAGGGGAAACACAGGCCCUCCAGGACAAAACGGAACUUGCAGUUCACCACAAGCACAGGCUCGAGAAUCAGAGUGAGUCUGGUUCAUAAUUGGUACCUGCCGAGCACCUCGGCCUUGCUGUGCUGUCUGUAGAUGAGGCUGUCAUUUUUGUACCCAAAUAGAGUCCCCUUUACCAUCGUUUCUGAAUAGUGAGCUCCAGCUGGGGUGAGUUGCUCGUGGGGAAAAGAAACGUGACCUUGUCAGUUCUAGUGACUGAGGACGUUUCAGUGCUGCUGGUUGCAGGGUCUGCUGGGCAGAAUCCAUCCACUUACAGAACUGGGUAGUUAAAUCAGCAAAGGGGAAGGAUGUGAAUUGCCCCUCCUGAUAGAACAAACUGUAAGAAGCUACCUGACAUAUUUCUACCCUCUAGUAGAGUCAGAAUGUGUACCUUACACUUUUAAACAGUUAAAAGUGUUUUAAAGACACAAAUGUUGUGGUUUUCUAAAAAAAGCAGAGGCAGCUGGAAGUAUAAAAAGUGAUAGCCCUAUUUCCACAAUUUAUCUUAGUUACACCACAGCAGCAGUUUCUGGAGAACUUCUGGAAUGAAGGAUCAGUUGGG